This is a messenger RNA of Brassica napus (rape), 7328 nucleotides long. RefSeq names its product subtilisin-like protease SBT1.9. The transcript has 3 exons. The record is from RefSeq and is a predicted model, not a curated record. The coding region runs from base 80 to 2263 and encodes 727 amino acids. Gene Ontology annotation, molecular function: serine-type endopeptidase activity. Gene Ontology annotation, biological process: proteolysis. Lineage: Eukaryota; Viridiplantae; Streptophyta; Magnoliopsida; Brassicales; Brassicaceae.
UCUUAACUACAUUAAGACCAAGUUUCUCUCAGUCUUCUUGACUCUUGAGAGACCAGAGAGAAAAGCUGUGCUCUCAGACAUGGCGAUCACUGUCAUGAUACUUCUUCUCAUCCCUUUAUCCGUAACCACAGCAACAACGGAGACCUCUAUUUACAUCAUCCACAUGGACUUAUCCGCCAAACCGGCACCUUUUACCGAUCACCAGAGUUGGUUUUCCACGACUCUCACUUCGGUUACCACCGGAAGAAAACCAAAGAUUCUCUACGCUUAUACGGAUUCGGUUCACGGGUUUAGCGCGGUUCUCACCAACUCCGAGCUCAAACGUCUUCAACACAAAUCCGGGUAUGUCUCUUUCACCAAAGAUUUACCGGUUAAGCUCCAUACCACUUUCUCUCCACAAUUCAUCGGUCUUGCUUCAAAUUCCGGUACAUGGCCGGUCUCGAGUUAUGGAGCCGGUACGGUUAUUGGUAUAGUCGAUACCGGAAUCUGGCCGGACCACCCCAGCUUUCAUGACGAUGGGCUUGGUUCGGUCCCCUCUACAUGGAAAGGCAAAUGUGAAUUCAAUUACUCUUCCUUGUGCAACAAGAAACUAAUCGGAGCUAGGGUUUUCAACAAGGGCUUGUUCGCCAACAACCCUAACUUGAGAGGUACCAAGAAGGAUCAAUACUCUUCACCUUACGAUACAAUCGGACACGGCACUCAUGUUGCGGCCAUUGCGGCUGGGAAUCACGUCAAAAACGCGUCUUACUUCUCUUACGCGCAAGGAACCGCUUCAGGAAUCGCGCCGCACGCACACAUAGCGAUGUAUAAAGCUGCUUGGGAGGAAGGCGUCUACUCGUCAGACGUGAUCGCAGCGAUUGAUCAAGCGGUUCGAGAUGGAGUCGAUGUGAUAUCUUUAUCACUGGGACUAAGCAUUGAUGAGGACGACGAUGUGGGUCUAGAAAACGAUCCAAUCGCAGUCGCAGCGUUUGCAGCGGUUCAAAAAGGCGUUUUCGUUGUUGCGUCUGGUGGUAACGACGGGCCGUAUUACUGGAGUUUGAUUAACGGAGCGCCGUGGGUUAUGACGGUUGGAGCGGGGACAAUCAGUCGCGAGUUUCGAGGGAUCUUAACGUUGGGAAACGGAGUUAGUUUCAGUUUUCCGUCUCUGUUUCCCGGAGAGUUCCCGUCGGUUCAGUUUCCGGUAACGUACGUCGAGUCUUGCGAUGCAGGAAACAAGACUCUAAUGAGCAGGAUCAUUGUCUGUAACGGAAACAUUCAACAAGCCAGAUCCACUGGAGCUACUGCAGUGGUAAUAAUAACAGAUAGGUUACUUGCGGAGCAAGACACAGUCAAGUUCCAGUUUCCGGUAGCAUUCAUCAGCUCCAAACACCGAGAAGCUAUCAAAAGCUACGCAUCAGGAUACAACAACAACGCCACCGCGAAGCUGGAGUUUCGCAAAACGGUGAUCGGGACAAAACCAGCACCUGAGGUAGACAGUUACAGCUCGAGAGGUCCGUUCGCAAGCUUCCCUCAGAUCCUCAAACCGGACAUUUUAGCUCCUGGGACACUCGUACUCUCAGCUUGGCCACCGGCUAAACCAGUGGCGGGUACUAGAGCGCGACCGUUGUUCAGCGGAUUCAAUCUCUUAACCGGGACAUCAAUGGCUUCACCUCAUGUAGCUGGAGUCGCUGCGCUUAUAAAGCAAGUCCAUCAAGACUGGAGUCCCUCGGCUAUAAAAUCAGCAAUUAUGACAACGGCUUUGACUUUAAGCAACCCUUUAGCCGUUGGAGCAGGACACGUGCGUGCGGACAGAGUCCUGAGCCCUGGCUUAAUCUAUGACACAUCCCCACAAGAUUUUAUUAACUUCCUUUGUCACGAGGUUAAACAGUCCGGGAAAUUGAUUAAUAUCAUCACGAGAUCAAAUGUAUCCGACGCGUGCAGACACCCAUCUCCAUAUCUCAAUUACCCUUCGAUCAUUGCAUACUUCACUUCAGAUCAAAACGGUCCUAAGAUCGUUAGAAGAACGUUGACAAAUGUGGGGGAAGCAAAGAGAAGCUAUAGCGUGAGAGUGAGAGGGUUGAAAGGUAUAAACGUUGUCAUAGAGCCAAAGAGAGUAAUGUUCAGCAAGAAAAACGAGAAGCAAAGCUACACUGUGAGGUUGGAGAGUCAGAGAGCGUUGCGAGGGGACGUGGUUUAUGGAGUUGUGAGUUGGGUUGAUGACGAAGACGCUAAGUUUGAAGUAAGCUGUCCUGUGGUGGCCACGAGCCUUGUCCAAGAGUCUUAAUAUACUUAUUUUACAAGUAAAUUUUGAAGACUAGGGAUAAUGAAAACAAAUCUGGUAUUUCCAUAUACUGAAUAUAAUCAAAACCAUAGCUCAAGAAUACAAGAACUGGUAUAUAUAUUGACAAACAGUUUACCAAUAAAUUAAUCUUUGAAUAGCUGGAUGAACAUUAAAAAAAAAAAGAAGCUCUAGCCUUUCACUGCAACUCUGUUUUUUAAGCACAACCGUUACCAUACACGGGUGGGUGACCCAGUUACUGGUGACAGACCAAUCAAGGAUUAAAUCAGUCGCCAGACUCGCAAUCCUCUCCUCCGGCGAAUCGAAAGGUUGAUACUGCGUUCCUGAAUCGGAAGAAGCAGAAACCCUAUCGUAGAAUUCGAAUGGGCAUCUCGGACACGUCCUCUGUUUUCACCUGAACAUCGAUUUCUUUACUUUCUAUCACCAAUGUCGUCGUGAUCAAGAUCGACGGCUACGACGAAUGGAUGGUUUAGAAGCAUCUGAGCGGUCCAUCUCUUUUUUAUUUUUUUUAUUCAACAUCAACUUUUUUUCAUUGACCAAUUCAAUGUCUUACAAUUGGUUUAGAAAAAUUUACACUCACAGACACAUUUUGACUUUACAAUAUCACAAUAAGACACAUUCCACUUGCAACACACAUUCUACUUGUGUAAUGUCCAUGAUACCCUCUUAACCAGCACCUCAUUCUCGCUAUCUUUUUACUUUUUUGUGCUUUAGUUUUUUUUUUUUUUUAAUUUGCUGAUUUAAAGAAAACAAAGAAAGUCACUUUCCCAAAUUCCCAGUUCACGAACCCUAAUCUUAUUUGUUAGAUUUUCUAUGGUUGCAAUUCAUUGUCAUUUUCUCACCCUAAUCCAUUUCAGUCCCUCACUCCGUAAAUCAUUCGCGAAUCAAAAUCAUUUUCUUCUCCACAUUUAUCUGUUUCGUAGCGGUAGUCUCUGAGCCACCGGCCCACCGUCGAACAAAGCCCCCACACCUGCUCCCGUGAGCAACAGAUUUCUAAAUGCAAGAUAUUGUGGAUGUGCUGGAGCUAUCACAGCACCAAGAUGUCUCGUGAAACUACACAAAGAAGAAAGUUUUGAAUGGAAGAUUUUAAUGAGAGCAAGAAAGAGUAAAGAUAAGUUUACGCCGUGGAAGAAGUUAGAUGGUAACGAGUUCGGUAUACAAAACUCCAUGAAUCUACACGUAUGGUUCCCAAUAAGCUCAGGAAAAGAGGUACCUCUUAGUUUUUCCCAGGCUUUGACUUAGGCUUCUGGUUAGCUUAUGUAGUGUGUCUAAACAAUUUUUAUUAGCGUACGUUAGAAAGCUUAUGUUUUUGUAAUUGUUAGUCGAAUAUGGACCUGGCAAAUCUCUUUAGAUUGCUUUUUCCAGUUUUUUUCUGUUUGAUGGAGAAAGAAAUAUGAUAUCCAUGUCCAUAGUUUUUGUGUCCAUGUCCAUAAUUAUAUUAUAACUAUAUUAUCCACAAUAAGGUAUCAAUAUGGUAUGCAUAAAGUACUUGUCCACAGAUACUAAAAAAUUAUGUAAGAUGAUUAAGAAUAUAAAAACUUGUCCAAGAAAACACAUCAAUGAAACUUAGUUCAUGAAACCUCAUCCACGAAAAUUGUAAAGAGAUUUUCUAUAUUUUUUAUCCAUCCAUGUCCACAUCUUUUUAUGUUCACGUAUUUUUCUUACAUGUUCACAAUUUUGCAUCCACACUUCUUAUGUCCAUACAUUUUUUUAUAUAAUUGUUGAAAUAUAUAAAAUAUAUAUAUGAAAAUGGAUGUUAAAAUAUAGAGAAAAACAAAUUACAAUUUAUUGUAAUAACUAUACUUUCUUCAAAUGUCUUAAACUCUGAGAAAAAAACAAAUAAAAACAUAAGAACUUUGCAAAAAGAACAAAGAAAAAGUUGAGAAAAAAUAAAUAAAAUAAAAAAAUGCAGCCAUCCUCUAGUUUCUCUGAACCAAACGUGAAGGGUACUGUUGUAAAACCACAAGGGGUGGAAGAGGACAAUGUGUCUCUCAAGUGGAAAGUGCUUUAUCUUGUAAAAAAAGAGAAUAAUGUGUCUGAUGAUGUAACGCACUCUUUACUUUGUAGAUUACGAGCUAAAAGUUGUUGAAAUCAGGUGAUAUUGAUACUUGUAAAUACAUAAGAUCGGAACAAGAAAUUAAAAGAGAAACAUAAAAUAUUACUAAAAGACUAAUUUCUUUUUGAUGAUAUUAAUACUCGUGAAUAUAUUCGAUAUCUAUCUAUCUAUAUAAAAAUAUGUUCACCUCACUCUUGCUUUGCCACGUAAUAAAGUUGGUUCCUGACAGGCCGACACGUGUCCACGUUCGAUUAUACUCACCGUUUCACUUAAUCACAAUUAUUAAUGAGCUUUUCUCUUUUUGUUAAUAAAUAUUUCAGAUCAGUGUUUUGGGCUUUAACAUAAUUGGGUUUUUGGGCUGUAGGGUAACACAUGAGGGAGUCCCACAUGAGACGGCUUAUUCUUCAAAAAUAAUAUCGACGAAUGAAAGACAGAUCUGCUGCGUUUUAACAACUCCGGUUCAAACCUACGGGCAAUGAAGAUUUGCUGCACCGGCCAUGCUGAAUUCCGAUCAAGGUCAGUUGGAAGGCAUCGUAUUUGGCUGUUUGAUUCCGCUUCUUCUACCCUUGGUUGAAUUUUGGAACCGUUAUGGAAGUUGGUUGGAUUCAUGCAACCUCAUUGACUAUCACAUUAAAUCAUUCAAUGAACCCCCUCAUUAAAUUUUUUUAACUCAAAUAUAACUAAUCUUAACAUAAAUAAUCCUUCGACACCCUAAAAUUCUCAAAACCCAUAAACAUUAUUAUAUACUUCUCUUAACAAAAUUUUACAAAACAUACAUACAAAGAGAAUAUACAAUUACAUCACAAAAAAAAAGAAUGAAUUACUUUAGGAAUAACUUCAAGUUUUGAAUCAUAUUCGCAAAAAAAACCCUUAAAUAAGUUAGUUUAAAAGAAUAUUAUAAAACAUAACAUUUGAAUUAAAAUAAAUAUUAAAAAUAUAAUGUUAUUUAUCAGAGAAUAGUGAAAUUUACUGUCAUUAUAAUUCAAAACAAAAAAUAAUAAUUAUAAUGAUCUCAUAAGUCUUUCAUUAUUUUUUUUGUUUAUAAUAUUUUUUAAUCUAUCAUAAUUUUAAAUUACUUCAUAAAUUAUUAUAAAAUCACUUUUAUUAUAACUUCCCGUCCGUAGGGCGGGCCGGCCCUAGUGAACAAUAAAAAAUUGUACGAAAAGACAUCAAAAACAACAACAACAACAACCAUCUUCAGUAUAACAAAAAAAAUUGGACAAUAUUUGAAAAUUUUGAAGGUUUCGGAUCAAACUUAUCUCACUAUUAGUGUUGUUGUAAUAUUUAUAUUUGUGUAAUAGUUAUGUUUUAAAUUAGUGUUGUUAAGUUUAUUUUGUAUAUUAUUGUUGUCUAUAUCUAAUUUUAAAUAUUUAAAAUCUUAUUUUAAAGUUAUAUUUAAUUUUAUGUAUAAAAUUUAAAAUCUGUAAACAAAAAUUAAUAUAUAUAUAUAUAUAUAUAUAUAUGAAUCAUAAAGAUAAUGUGUGAUUGUAGGGACCAAAAUGCAAAUAAAAAUAUGAAACUUCAAAUUUGAAGUUUUGAGUAGUGAAACUUUAAAUAUAAAGUUUUACUUUUUAAUUUGAAGUUUUGAAGUUACUUUUUGGAGAGCAAAAAACUUUAUAUUUGAAGUUAUAGAGUGUCUUUCGGAGAUGUUCGUUGGAUAGUGGUCCAUCUCUUCUUGGGAUCUUUAACCAAGCACUUUGACAAAAAGUCUCUUCCUUGUUCCGGGAGCUCUUCCCCGACACCGAUGCGUAUCAACAACGACAUGAAGUGCGAUCCUUCCUUAAAACUCCACGCCGUUUUUAAAAUAUUUCCUAAAAUGGUUUAGCUAAUUAUGACAUCGAUUGGUAGAGCAUUAACAUUAGCAUUAUGCUCUACAUUAUCCAAUCAACAAUUGUUAGAAAAACAUUUACUAAAUGCUAAUGCACUCCAAAUGCUCUCUAAUCGAUGCUCUCAUAUGAGAGCAUUUGCAUUUAUAAUUUAUAAAAUUAAGGAAAAUAUAUAAUUAAUUCAUUUAUUUUAUUUAAUAGUAUAUAAUUAAUUUAUUUAUUUUAUUUAAUAAUAUCCUAAAUAAGUAAUCAGGGGUUAGAAGCAACCAGCCGUCUUGGUUCACUGAGUCUAUAACCACAAUCACAUUCCCAAACCCAUAAAUCUGAAGACCAUUGUCCGUUCUAUUCGGUUUAGGUUUGAAAAGCAAAUACUUCCAAGACUUCUUUCAAACUCAGCACCUCAUUGCUAUCCAUCUGAGCCUUAGCCUUAGCUCGAGCUGGCUCAAAGUGUGUCUGCUCUUGUGCCCUUGCCCUUGGCUGAGAUACUUCAACUCCUUCAAUAUAUUCCACCAACAUUACUAAAACACGUUUCAACUGGUUUUAGGAUCCUCUCGUUUGCGGGAAUAACACUUUCGAAUCAUAAAAUACAUUUAUGGAGGAUCUCUUCAAACUGAGGUUUGGAGCGCAACCAAUGGUACAACACAUCCAGUCAGUUGGGGAAGAAGAACCUCUCCAUCAAAUCAGCCAUUACAUGCAUUGGUAUUGCAGAUGCCCACUUCAUAACAACACUGAACUGGUCUAAAUUAUGGUUUGCUGGGUUUAUCUGAAGCUUUUUGCAAUGGCCAGCUGAAGUUUGGGAACUAUGUAACGUCGCAUAAGUUGUUCCCAGCCUUGUAGCAAAGAAAACCGUCUUCUAUGGAGAUAUAAUAGCAUACGCAAAUGGAUCAUUAUUAUUCACUAGGAUGCCAAGCAUAGAACAUUACUCAAUUUCUUGGGACCCACGAAGGGAACUCGUUGCGAAAAGCAGGAUUAAGAAUGCUUCGAUAUGUUUGGACCAUUCAGCCUAACACGUAAACAAAUGUAGUUUUGUUCAUAUAAUCAUAUUGCACUACUAUAGGCAUUCCCCGUUUCUAUUACUAUUUUUAUUUUUUAGAAUUGACAAUUGUGAUGAUUAUCUGUAAAACUUUGCUUCCUUUAAGAUAUUUAUCUAAUUUCAAGUUUUUUUCUU